This is a messenger RNA of Dendrobium catenatum, 1102 nucleotides long. RefSeq names its product ras-related protein RGP1-like. The record is from RefSeq and is a predicted model, not a curated record. The transcript has 2 exons. Gene Ontology annotation, molecular function: GTPase activity; GTP binding. The coding region runs from base 309 to 980 and encodes 223 amino acids. Gene Ontology annotation, cellular component: endosome. Lineage: Eukaryota; Viridiplantae; Streptophyta; Magnoliopsida; Asparagales; Orchidaceae.
GCCGUUGGCAUUUGUCCAUAACCCUUUCGUUCUUCACCACCUCCUCUUCCCGCAUUUUGCGUCUCUCCUUCAUCUGACCUCCACUCCCUUCCACCGUUGUAAAGACAAUACAAAUCGAAAGUCUAAUGCUGAUCAAAACACAGUCGCGCCGGCGGGUUAAGCGAAGCAGUAGGUACCAAAUUGGAGUAGGGAUAGAGAUCUCAUGAGAAACGGGGACUUCUCCCUUCUCCUCUCCAGAUCUCCUCCGUCCCGUCGAGAUUUGUUGUGAGUAUUUAGUAAGGUUAUUUGGAUCAAUCGGAUCGUGGGCGAUGGCUAACAAGCAUGGGGAGUUUAACCAGAAGAUCGAUUACGUUUUCAAGGUGGUGUUGAUUGGGGACUCUGCGGUGGGGAAGUCGCAGCUGUUGGCGAGGUUUUCGAGAAACGAGUUUAGCUUAGAUUCGAAAGCUACAGUCGGGGUGGAGUUUCAAACGAGGACGCUCAACAUAGAUCAUAAGACCAUCAAGGCACAGAUUUGGGACACGGCUGGACAGGAGAGAUACCGAGCUGUGACAAGUGCGUAUUAUAGAGGAGCUGUAGGAGCAAUGCUAGUUUAUGACAUGACCAAACGACAAUCUUUUGAUCAUGUAGUUAGGUGGUUGGAGGAACUACGCGGCCAUGCUGACAAGAACAUUAUUGUUAUGCUCAUUGGAAAUAAGUCUGAUCUAAGCACACUUAGGGCUGUCCCCAGCGAGGAUGCAAAGGAAUUUGCACAGCGAGAGAACCUAUUCUUCAUGGAAACUUCGGCUCUUGAAUCCACUAAUGUUGAAGCUGCCUUCCUUACUGUCCUCACAGAGAUAUACCGUAUAAUCAGUAAGAAGGCUCUUGUUGCCAAUGAUGAGUCAGAAUCUAGUGGAAACUCCAGCCUUCUUAAAGGAACCGAAAUAGCUAUCCCUCCAGAGCCAACAGGUGGAAACCAGAGUUCAUGUUGUAUGUCUACUUAAGCUUUGUUUGGGACGGCUUUCUUACUGCUGCUUAAAGCAAAAUUUUAGUACAAAAAUUAUUUUUUUUUCUACUAGAAAGCUGCUUUAAUAGGACACAAUGGAGAAAAAUGAUUCAUGUAGCC